AUGGUACUUAUGGUGAUUUAUACAGAGAUUCUUGAAGUUAAUGCAACUUCGCCGUGUACAAUUACGACAAAGAUCGCAAUGCUCGGGGAGUCAGCUGAUGGAGAAUGUCAUGGCAUACGAGAUGCGUAUGUGACCAUAGACAAAGCAUCAACAGAUGACGAGAACGAACGACAGAGGUUGCUAUCCGCAACAAAUAUUGCACAAUUGACAGAAAUUAUGGAAACCGUGCAGAGAAUGAUUAUUGACUUGAAAAAUGAUGUGACAGAGAUGAAAAGGCAUUUUACUGGCAAAACGUUAGAUAGUCUACGAGAAGAAGGGAUAGUUACUAAACGGGAAGUGACGAAACAUACAGAUACCCGAAACGAGGAUAAAAGUGGUAAUGUAAAGGCAAAGAACAAGCUGCAAAAACCACCGAUACUACGUGACCAAUAUGACGCAGAAAGAAACAUCCAAGAAGACACCGAUCACGACACACCUCCCAAAAAUUCCGCCGACAGAAAAAUUCCGAGCUACAAUCCCUCCAUGUCUCAAACGUGUAAUUUUGAGUUUGUCAAAUCACCAAAUGUCGUUCAAGAUUAUUUCCAUAACAAGAUUUCGAGGCAUACAGUGGCGCACUUCAAAUUUGACCAAGAUUCCAGUGACACAUCAGGCAGUAACAACCACGGAAAUGCGAUGGACGGAGUUAAGUUUGAAUCUAGGAGUGGAAUUAAAGAUGGGGCAGCUCGUUUUGCCGGGGAUGGCAAAAUAAACGUCGACGGUUUCCGACUCUAUCCAUGGGGAAGUGGAUUCAGCGUAAGUUUGUGGGUGAAAAGGACUGCGGAUUGGGCAAAGGAAGUGACCAUUCUGUCAAACGGAGCCCCCGAAUACGGUACCUGGGAUAUUCGCAUGGGACACCAAAUGGCAGGACAAAUGAUUGGUGCAAGUAUAUUCACUUGUUGGGACGCGUAUAGACGCCAGUGGACAUACCAAGAUAUUUUAGCCGAGCACAAUACAUGGCACCACGUGGCGCUUUCUUUCGAUGGUUCAAAACUUGAUUUCUACUUGGACGGUCAGAAACGCCCGAAGACUAUUCGAGGUCCGUGUAAUAGUGACACGCCAACUCGGGACACUCCUCUUACUAUCGGUGGUGGCGGUGUUGGAACCAUCGGGUCGUAUUUUACUGGGCUGAUCGAUGAGUUGUUGAUUCUAAACACUAGCCUGACAUAUGAAGAAGUACAUUAUCUGUAUACGUUGCAUGAUCCACGUGAGUGUGAAAGUCCAUACAUAGUGGCACAUUUCACUUUUGAUGACGAUUUCAACGACCAAUCAUGUCACCAGCGACAUGCUAGUUAUGAUAGGGGGGCCAGCGUUGAGCCGUCAAAUGCGGUGAUUGACUCUGCAAUGAUGUUUAACGGAGUAAAUACAAUUAAAGUCGCCCUUCUUAAAAACUAUCCCUAUGGAAAUCAGUUCUCCGUUAGUCUACGUUACAAACGCACUGGAAAUUUUAAGAAGGAGCAGAGCAUUGUGUGGCACCAUAGUUGGGAAAUCCGCGCAGGCGCUAGCUCACGGAUAGGGGGCGCUGUUAGGACCAAAGAUCGGAAUACCGAAUCUGGCUCGCUGGUGAUCGGACAGAGUUCAUCCUAUCCUUACGAGAACAUCCAGGCUGCAGACGACGAGUGGCAUCACGUGGUCAUGACGUACGAUGGGUCCCUUUUGAUGUUCUACCUAGAUGGAGAGCGACAACCCGGCGACGUAAGCUGCUGCAUAGGGGAUAUCGUCAUCCCAGAAGCACCCCUGGUGAUUGGCGGUCGCAACAUAGAACAAGGCGUUGUCCGCGGCGGACAAGACAAAUUCCAUGGUCUUAUUAGUGAACUUAGUCUUUAUAGAAAAGUGUUACGCCAAGAGGACGUUAUACGUUUAUUGGAAAGUCUUGAUUCCUAG
Messenger RNA from Saccoglossus kowalevskii, 1920 nucleotides. RefSeq lists its product as uncharacterized. Gene Ontology annotation, biological process: proteolysis; cell surface receptor signaling pathway. NCBI's taxonomy places the organism in Eukaryota, Metazoa, Hemichordata, Enteropneusta, Harrimaniidae. Gene Ontology annotation, molecular function: metalloendopeptidase activity. The record is from RefSeq and is a predicted model, not a curated record.